Fopius arisanus is the source of this 1469-nucleotide messenger RNA. RefSeq lists its product as uncharacterized. NCBI's taxonomy places the organism in Eukaryota, Metazoa, Arthropoda, Insecta, Hymenoptera, Braconidae. The record is from RefSeq and is a predicted model, not a curated record. The transcript has 3 exons. Bases 921 to 1445 code for a protein of 174 amino acids.
UAUUUUCCCUCUCCCUGCCUGAGAUGUUUAGAUAAAAUGUCGCGAUGUUUGUCACGUCUCAAUACCUGUUCGUUAUCACUGAGUGAAAUUUUUCGUAUCGGCUCGGGACUCAUAAUCUGCCAAUGAGUAGUUCCAUUUUUUUUACAACUCAGCUAUGACAUAUUUCAAAUCAUUUGUGAUUCAUAAGUGUCGUUGGAUAAUUCUUUGAAGAAAAAAGAGUUAAAUCGAUGACAUACGCUAUCACAGUUGAGAUUUUGUCGUUAUCUCGUCAAGGGUAUAGUUUGAGGCCAAAGUCUUUUUUUUUGAAGUACUUGAGUCAUCAUAUCUUGGAGAAUAUCCGAUGGCAGGUAUUCAACUCGUGGUGUAUCAUUUGCGAAAAAUGUUUAUAUGCAGGAAAAUAUGGGUGUAUAAAUCAAUCCGCAAUUCUGCAUUACUUAAAGUGUCAAGUGACGUGCGAUGAAUGGAGAAGUUCAAGGGAAUCGUCGUGGGUUUUUCCUAGUGAAGGCUUAUGGUGAUAUCGCACCAAUCACCUGUUGUCUAGCAUAUGUUCCAAUUAGCAAUGAGAGCAUGCUCGUGUGAAUCCAGUGCAACGAUGACAAACUGCCUGAUAAGACUUAGAAUUUCGUCAUGUUUGUCGAAUCAUUUACCAGUUGUAAUUUUUUUAACCGGGUGGCAUCUUCAUCCGGUUUACCUAAUCCUUCUUUUCAUUUCAUGUGUGACAAAAUGAUAAUUGAUUCGGCACUCACUUCAUAUCUUAUCGUAUUAAUAUUGCAUCAAAACCGAAAAUGAUUAUUUUUUCCUCGAAACUAUCCGGUUAUGGGGAAAAAUCUCCAGAUAAAAUUGUGUCAGCUAUCGUAUCGUUUCCGUCGACAAUAUUAAGAAAGAGCUGUUAAUACCCUUGAGUUUGUCUGUGUUUAUUCAUGGCAUCAACAUCAAAUUGGAAGAAUGACCUUCAACAAAAUCAUGUUGACGAUAAAAUGAUAUCAGAUGAGAGUAAUUCUCUAGUGGAAGCUAUUUCUAUUCUCGAAAAUAAAAUGGAAAUCCUGAGCAUGAAGCGAAGAUUGGGAAACGCUUCGUUAGGCAACCUUGAGAGAAUAAGUCGAGAAUUCCAUGAGCUCACGAGGAAAUUCAUGAAGUUAAAGGAAAGUGAAAAAACCGUUGAAAAAAAUAAUCAUCAGAAGCGGAAAAUAAAACUACUGAAUAAAUUGACUCAAACGGAUGACGAUCCGGUUCGCAAACUAUCCGAUGCAAAAGUCAUUAUUGCCAACUGUAUGUUACGACUUCUCGAAAUCAAUCAUUUAAUCGAUGGCAAUGAUUUUGAAUCUGCUGUCAUACGAAAGCUGUUGACAGAUCAAUGUUUCGACAAUUCUCAAGAUAUUUUUAAUAUUCAAAGUCUAUCAGUUGGUCCUGUGAGUGAAGUUUCGUCAACCUAUUUUCUCAAAUAACGAGUUCAACAUAACUAUUAUAUU